Molecule: messenger RNA, 1734 nt
Organism: Ostertagia ostertagi
Lineage: Eukaryota; Metazoa; Nematoda; Chromadorea; Rhabditida; Trichostrongylidae
Source: the annotation of a GenBank genome assembly
AUGGCGAUUGCCAUCUCCCAAGCGGUUCUGCAACACCGCGCUUCACUACCCUUUGGUGUACCCGGCACUGAUACUGCACUCAAAUUCAAGCAUUACAGGGUAACCGGCAACAUGAUCAGCGGGUGGGUCAGCUGUUUCGUUUUCUGGCACUGUCGAACGCCUCUGUUGCUUGUGCUUUGUUGUGAUUUUCCCGAACGGCGGCGGCGCAACAGCACAAGAAAACGCCUUGUUCCACUGCGAAAAACCGAUGCGAUGAGCCAUGCAGAACGACGGAAUUUUGUGAUUCUCGACGACGUUUGGCGGUCGGGAGGCAGCGAGUGUUUUCAGAUAAUCCCUCCAGGCGCAAUCGGUCCCGAUGGGGAGCCGCUGUUUCUGCGACUGAACAUUGGAGGAACACGGUACAUGCUGCUCGUGGACGCGCUUCUUCGGGCAGAGCCUUCCGGUUUUCUUGCAAAAUUUGUUGCCGACGCAUACGUUGCUGCAGAGGACUCGUAUUUUUUCCAACGAUCACCUUUAGCUUUUGAUGCGAUAUUCCAAUAUUACGCGACCGGAGUCGUACAUCGUCCGUCCGAGGUGAGCACUUUGACUACAAUUCGCUCAUUGGCAAACCGUCAGCCAGCCGUUUUGCCAUUUCAACUGACAAGUGACACCAUUGUUCGUCAGGUGUGUCCGGCUUCCUUUCUCUCGGAGCUCGACUUUUGGCGCAUCUCUCAUCAGCACGUGGGCUCUUGCUGCGCCGACAUUGUCCCUCAGAAAAGAGAGGAAGAAAAAGAGGAAGAAAAGGUUGACGACACGACGUUUGAUAACUUGAUGUUCGGUAAAGUGCGACGGCGAAUGUGGACGUUCCUCGAGCGGCCUGGCUCGUCAAUGCAAGCAAAGGCCUUCGAGCUUUCCUCCACACUCUUCGUCGCCAUUUCUGUCAUGGGCCUCAGUUUCGGCACAAUUCCCGACUUCCAGGUGACGCACUACAUGCCCCCACAAAACGAGACGAUCGUGCUGCCUAAUGGCACGGUGAGUGUGGUGGAAAAGGUGGAGGAGAUGCGAGUUGAACAUCCUGCAUUCGUGUUCACCGAACGGAUCUGCAUAGCCUUCUUCACCGUUGAGUACUGCUUGCGAUUAUUUGCCGCCCCCCGGAAACUGCGUUUCGCUCUCAAGCCGCUGAAUCUUGUCGAUCUUCUUGCGAUCGUGCCCUUCUACCUAGAACUGCUGCUCACGUUGUGCGGAGUAGACGACAAGAAACUGCGAGACUUGCGAUGGGCCUUUCUCGUUGUGCGGAUUCUGCGAGUGCUGCGAGUUAUCCGAAUCAUCAAGCUCGGUCGUUUCUCGUCCGGUCUGCAAACAUUCGGCAUGACAUUGCAGCGGUCACAGAAGCAACUCCAGAUGAUGACGAUCGUGCUGCUGACGGGUGUCGUGUUCUUCUCGACAAUGAUUUACUUUCUGGAGAAGGACGAGGACGGCACGCCAUUUACGAGCAUACCGGCGGCAUACUGGUGGUGUAUCGUGACCAUGACCACAGUUGGCUAUGGCGACGCUGUUCCUGCUACCACCAUGGGCAAAAUCAUCGCGUCGGCGGCCAUCAUGUGCGGAGUGCUGGUACUGGCGCUGCCGAUCACAAUCAUCGUCGACAAUUUCAUUAAAGUGGCGCAGGAUGAGCAGCAAGCGGAACAGACGAAGCUAGACAGUAGCAGGCAAGAACUCGCUCUUCAGUCCAUGUUGCACGGUGACGAAGACUGA